AGGCGUGCUGCUGUUCGCACAGUCGCGCUUCGAGGAGUCAGUCAAGAGCUACCAAGCGGCCUUGGCUAGCCGCCCUUGGCUGGCCCAGGCGCACCUUGGCUUGGCGUCUGCCUUGACUAGGCUUGGCAGGACUGAUGAAGCCACAAGGGCUGCUCAGCUGCAGCUAGCUGCUGCCGCUGCUCACGCUCCCCUCGGCUACCCUGAGCACGUGCUGCUCACGCUCAUGAGCGAGGCUCACGUGCUCGCUGGUGAGCACGCGGAGGCCAGGGCGGUGCUCACCAGAGUGCUGCGUGAGCACCCAGAGCACGUGCCUGCUCUGCUCGCCUACUCGCGCCUCGUCAGGAGCAAUGUGAGGCUUGCGCUCACUCUGGCAAACCUUGGCGUGAUCUACAGCGAGACUGGGCGGCAGGCGGACGCUGAGGACGCGUACAGAAAAGCCCUUAUGCACAGCCCACACAUGGCGGACACACACUACAACCUGUCAGCUGCUGCUGCAGCAGUGAGGGUAAUAACGCAGCUCAUUACCCCCUCAGGUCAGCUGCUGCUGGAGCAGAACCGUGUGGCGGAGGCCGUGGCGGUGUGGCUGAAGGCAGCCACGCUCGACCCCAGCGACGCCACGACGGCUUUCAACACCGCCACCGCCUUGCGCCUGGCGGGCGAUAACGCCAACGCCGAGGCGUUCUACAGGCGAGCCGUGCUUCUGAAUCCCAAGGACGUGACCAGCCUCCGGAACCUGGGGGCGAUGCUGCACCUGACGGGGCAGCUGCAGGAGGCUAGGCAGCUCUACGAACGUGCCCUCAGUCUCGCACCUCACGACCCUCACACACUCACUAAUCUCGCCAGACUCUCUGCCCUCACACGACCUCCUCCGCCCCUCUGAGCCAAUCAUCGCUUCCGUGAUAUCCACAAUCAAGACCAGCGUUCCCGGAGUUCAUGGAGUUCAUCUGCAAAAUCGAAUGUAAAAAAAGUUCAUAGUUGAAAAGGCGUAAUGAAAUUUAGGAUCACGAUACAUAAAUUCUACAGACUUUUUAUAUAAUCUAUAAAAUCCUAUUACAACAUAGCCAAAAAUAUGUCAUAGUUAUGAAUAAAGAUCGGCAUUCAUAUUCACACUAAAUAGCGUAUUGCUAUCGGCAGGAUAUUUGGCAACGGUUGGACCGUGUCCUAUUGAAAUUUUAUUAUGUCCGUAAAGUUUCACUUCUUAUUUCUUUGUCGUUUGCCAGGGCAGAAAUGAGGCCUUCAAGGAAUAUUUCUACAAACUGUUAUCUGUUUUCAUUCCGCGUUUACAUUCCAUUUACCAUACGUACAUUCCAAAGAACUAAUAUUUGAAUCAAACGACAAUUCUUUACGACUUCCAUCAGUACCUCAUCCCGUAGAUUAGCAAAAUUAUUCAAAUCUUGCUAUGAUUAAGAGGCCUUCGCCAGUAUAAUAUUGUAAUUAAUUUUAUUUGAAUCUGUUACUUAUCCAGCGAAGUUGGGAACUUCUUAGUUUAAUGUACGUGGCUCAAUAAUAUCAUAAACUUAAUUCAUACCUCUAUUAUAGUUUAUUUAGAGUAAUUACUAAAAAAUUGUAUUUCUGUUGAUGCUGUUGUUGUGCUGUUAUUAUUAUUGUUGUUGUUGAUUGGUGACAUAAUUAUUUUGUGAGUUGUAUGAAAUGUCCGCCAGAC
Hyalella azteca is the source of this 1663-nucleotide messenger RNA. RefSeq names its product protein O-mannosyl-transferase TMTC2-like. The annotation marks the transcript as partial. Gene Ontology annotation, molecular function: mannosyltransferase activity; protein binding. The record is from RefSeq and is a predicted model, not a curated record. Gene Ontology annotation, cellular component: endoplasmic reticulum membrane. Gene Ontology annotation, biological process: protein O-linked glycosylation via mannose. The transcript is spliced from 6 exons. Lineage: Eukaryota; Metazoa; Arthropoda; Malacostraca; Amphipoda; Hyalellidae.